UCUUCGUCAUAAAUGAUAAAUGGAAGAGGAAUUGGAAGUCUAAAAAUGCUGGUUUUAUUUUUAGACAAAUACUGAUUAUUAAAAACCCAAAAAGGAUAUUAUUCCCAGAUGACAUUUUUUUUUUUUUUCCCUCACAACCUUUUCAUUACCUCUACUUCUAUGUUCUCUAGUAAAAAUGUUUGAAUUUUUGACCUCUUUAAUUCUGUCUUACAUGAAAAUUUUUCAAAUUUAAAUAUUAUAUGGUUCUUUAUACAGUCGUGUAUGUUUGUUCAUAAGCAGUUUCAUGAGAAAAAAUUUCAUGAGAAAAAAAAAAUAUAUUAUUUUAUAAAUAAGAAUUUAGAAAGUACAAACAGUUCAAGCGCAUUUGAGGAAAGAGAAAAACUGUAGAAAUAAGACGACGACAAUGCAAAAUACAAGCAUUUUGCAGCAUCAAUCAACAAACCCAUGAAGUUGACUCUCAAGGCUGUAGAGCUCAGUCUGUUAGCAAAGGACAGCACGGUUUCAUACUAGACAGCGAUUUCCAAAGGCUUUGAAAAUAGGCAAUUUUGGUUGAGAGUGAGAAGAGUAGAAUGAAAUUGACGCCAAGGGAGGUUGAGAAAUUAGGUUUGCACAAUGCUGGAUAUCUUGCACAGAAGCGACUUGCUCGAGGUUUGAAGCUCAAUCAUACUGAAGCUGCAGCACUCAUAGCCUCACAGAUUUUGGAGUUUGUUCGUGAUGGAGACAGAUCUGUGGCAGAAUUGAUGGACUUAGGGAAACAACUCCUUGGAAGGAGGCAAGUUCUUCCUGCUGUUCCAUAUCUCUUGGAUUCAGUUCAGGUUGAAGGGACCUUCCCUGAUGGGACUAAGUUAAUCACCAUCCAUGAUGCCAUUGCUAGUGAAAAUGGAAAUCUGGAGCUAGCUUUACAUGGUUCUUUUCUUCCAGUUCCUCCACUUGAGAAGUUUCCAUGGGUUGUAGAUAAUAUUAAUCCUGGUGAUAUAAUCUAUGGGAGUAGUGAUCCUAUUGCUAUUAAUUCUGGAAGGAAAGCAGUGAUCCUCAGAGUUGUCAACACUGGAGAUAGGCCGAUACAGGUUGGUAGCCACUAUCACUUUAUUGAGGUCAAUCCCUCCUUGGUUUUUGAUCGAUGGAAAGCAUAUGGCAUGCGCCUCAACAUAGCAGCUGGCACAGCCACACGAUUCGAGCCUGGGGAUUGUAAAAAAGUCACACUUGUAAAGAUUGGAGGUAACAGAGUGAUCAGAGGAGGAAAUGGCAUUGCAGAUGGUCCAGUUGAUGAUGCCAAAUUCAAAGAAGUCAUGGAAGCUGUAAAAUCAAGAGGCUUUGGAAAUAAAGAAGAAGAAAAUGCUAGUGAAGGUGUUACUGGAAUAGAAUCAGCUUUCACCACAAAAAUUUCUCGUGAAAAAUAUGCUACAAUGUAUGGUCCCACAACUGGUGACAAAAUUCUUCUUGGUGAUACUAACUUGUAUGCUGAAAUAGAAAGCGAUUUUGCUGUAUAUGGUGAUGAAAGUGUAUUUGGAGGUGGCAAAGUUAUAAGAGAUGGGAUGGGCCAGUCUUGUGGACAUCCACCAACUGGCUCUCUGGAUACUGUUAUAACUAAUGCUGUGAUCAUUGAUUAUAGCGGAAUUAUUAAAGCAGAUAUCGGUAUCAAAGAUGGUCGUAUUGCUUCCAUUGGGAAAGCUGGCAAUCCAGAUAUCAUGGAUGGUGUUUUUUCUAAUAUGAUCAUCGGGGUCAACACUGAGGUAAUUGCCGGGGAAGGAAUGAUAGUAACUGCAGGGGCUAUAGACUGUCAUGUACACUUCAUUUGCCCUCAGUUGGCAUUUGAAGCAAUAUCAAGUGGCAUCACAACACUAGUAGGAGGUGGAACAGGACCUGCCGAUGGAACUCGUGCAACAACUUGUACACCAGCGCCAUCACAAAUGAAACUUAUGCUGCAAUCAACUGAUGACCUGCCUCUAAAUUUUGGUUUUACAGGGAAGGGUAACAGUUCCACAUCUAUAGAGCUACAUGAAAUAGUCAAAGCUGGGGCAAUGGGAUUGAAGCUUCAUGAGGACUGGGGAACUACCCCUGUUGCAAUAGAUGAAUGUUUGACUGUUGCAGAACAACAUGACAUCCAGGUUAAUAUCCAUACAGACACCUUGAAUGAAUCUGGAUUUGUGGAACAAACAAUUGCUGCUUUUAAAGGAAGAACCAUCCAUACUUAUCAUAGUGAAGGUGCAGGGGGAGGCCAUGCUCCAGAUAUCAUCAAAGUAUGUGGUGUGAAGAAUGUCCUACCUUCAUCAACGAAUCCAACACGGCCUUUCACCUACAAUACUGUAGAUGAGCAUCUUGACAUGUUGAUGGUCUGCCAUCACCUUGACAAGAACAUUCCAGAAGAUGUACAGUUUGCUGAAUCAAGGAUAAGGGCCGAAACAAUUGCUGCAGAAGAUAUUUUGCAUGAUAUGGGAGCAAUUAGCAUUAUAUCUUCUGAUUCACAAGCUAUGGGUCGAAUUGGAGAGGUGAUAAGCAGAACUUGGCAAACUGCCCACAAAAUGAAGUCACAAAGAGGGUCUAUUGGCCCUAGUGGAUCGCUCAAUGAUAACUUUCGAAUCAAAAGAUACAUUGCCAAGUACACUAUAAAUCCAGCGAUAGCUAAUGGGCUUUCUCAGUAUGUUGGUUCGGUUGAGGUGGGAAAGUUGGCUGAUCUUGUUCUAUGGAAACCAUCAUUUUUUGGGGCAAAACCAGAAAUGGUCAUUAAAGGUGGCGUAAUUGCUUGGGCUAAUAUGGGUGAUCCAAAUGCAAGCAUCCCUACACCUGAACCAGUUAUGAUGAGACCAAUGUUUGGAGCAUUUGGCAAAGCCGGUAGUUCUCAUUCUAUUGCAUUUGUCAGCAGGGCUGCAAUGGAGAAUGGAGUGAAAGACUUAUACGGACUGCACAAGAUGGUAAGAGAAGUGAGCAAUGUUAGGAGCCUCACCAAACUUGACAUGAAGCUCAACGAUGCGCUUCCAAACAUCACGGUCGACCCCGAGGCAUAUACGGUUACAGCAGAUGGUGAGGUUCUUACCUGUGCUGCUGCCACCACUGUUCCCCUCUCUAAGAAUUACUUCCUCUUUUAAGCUCUCAAAACUUACUUCAUACUAUUUCUAUAAAACUGUGACAAACCAAUUGGUGAUCCUUGAAAAUAAUUAAAAAAUUGAAAAAAAAAAUCUUUGUACUUGUGAUCUGUAUGCUGCACGUGGUGAAUGCAGUAGAUAGCUAAAACAAUAUCUAUAGUUCUUUCUAUAAGUCAGGGGAUAAGAGAAAUAGAGACCACGGAGCAUACAAUUUGUACGAAAAAGAGAGAGAUAAUAAUGAUGAUCAUUUUGAGUGCAAGUUAUAUCUUUGCC
This is a messenger RNA of Ziziphus jujuba (common jujube), 3356 nucleotides long. RefSeq names its product urease. The record is from RefSeq and is a predicted model, not a curated record. The transcript has 19 exons. Gene Ontology annotation, biological process: urea catabolic process. Bases 570 to 3086 code for a protein of 838 amino acids. Gene Ontology annotation, cellular component: urease complex. Gene Ontology annotation, molecular function: nickel cation binding; urease activity. Lineage: Eukaryota; Viridiplantae; Streptophyta; Magnoliopsida; Rosales; Rhamnaceae.